AUGGACACCGCCCCGACCCAAUCAGCACAGCAGGACAGGGGCAGGAGGGAGGAACCUGCCCAGCAGGGGAAAAAGGUAGGGUGCAGUGGUUUGUUGUAUGAUUUCUCUGUGUCUGCUCCUCAGAGAAAGGUAGGGUGCAGUGGUUUGUUGUAUGAUUUCUCUGUGUCUGUUCCUGAGAGAAAGGUAGGGUGCAGUGGUUUGUUGUAUGAUUUCUCUGUGUCUGUUCCUCAGAGAAAGGUAGGGUGCAGUGGUUUGUUGUAUGAUUUCUCUGUGUCUGUUCCUGAGAGAAAGGUAGGGUGCAGUGGUUUGUUGUAUGAUUUCUCUGUGUCUGUUCCUGAGAGAAAGGUAGGGUGCAGUGGUUUGUUGUAUGAUUUCUCUGUGUCUGUUCCUCAGAGAAAGGUAGGGUGCAGUGGUUUGUUGUAUGAUUUCUCUGUGUCUGUUCCUGAGAGAAAGGUAGGGUGCAGUGGUUUGUUGUAUGAUUUCUCUGUGUCUGUUCCUGAGAGAAAGGUAGGGUGCAGUGGUUUGUUGUAUGAUUUCUCUGUGUCUGUUCCUCAGAGAAAGGUAGGGUGCAGUGGUUUGUUGUAUGAUUUCUCUGUGUCUGUUCCUGAGAGAAAGGUAGGGUGCAGUGGUUUGUUGUAUGAUUUCUCUGUGUCUGUUCCUCAGAGAAAGGUAGGGUGCAGUGGUUUGUUGUAUGAUUUCUCUGUGUCUGUUCCUCAGAGAAAGGUAGGGUGCAGUGGUUUGUUGUAUGAUUUCUCUGUGUCUGUUCCUGAGAGAAAGGUAGGGUGCAGUGGUUUGUUGUAUGAUUUCUCUGUGUCUGUUCCUGAGAGAAAGGUAGGGUGCAGUGGUUUGUUGUAUGAUUUCUCUGUGUCUGUUCCUCAGAGAAAGGUAGGGUGCAGUGGUUUGUUGUAUGAUUUCUCUGUGUCUGUUCCUGAGAGAAAGGUAGGGUGCAGUGGUUUGUUGUAUGAUUUCUCUGUGUCUGUUCCUGAGAGAAAGGUAGGGUGCAGUGGUUUGUUGUAUGGUUCUAAGCCCUUUUAAAUAAGAAUGUGAUAUUACCUGUACUACACAGCCUGUGACGUGCACACUAACACUAUAUGAGGAGAAGAGACAGAUCGUGAAGGAGAGAGAUGAAAGAGAGAGAGGGAUAUUGACAGAGAGUUAGAUGGAAUGAGAUGAAGUAGUGAUAGUGAAUCCCAAACCGCCCCCUCGCCAAUACCAACUCCCUCCGUUGUCACGUGUUGCUGACGAAGCUCCGAGGGUGACUUCCAGAGAGUGGCGAUGGGAUCAAUAAACCCACCGGGACCAGUCUCUGAAUCAGAUAUAAACACAUGCACGUGGUAUAUAAUUAGACAUGCCUCUCCAUUUUUUUACAAUUCAAUUGCGCUAACUUCAGACAUAUAGCAGUGAGUGUCGGGAUAGUACGUCGCUCUGAAGCCUGCAUCCGUGCUGGCUAGGUCGAAGUGGCUAUAGGAGGAUCUAAUUAGCCCCUACACCCCCAUAAUUUUCACUCCCUCAGCUUUAGUACACUUGUGCAAAUGGCCGAGGCUCGUGUGAACGCGCAAGUGGAGUGCCGAGGGGCCAGGCGAAGGGGGUGAUUUGGGAUUCAACCCUAGAGAAAGAUAAAGGUGUAGGAUGUCUGCAUAUACAGCUCUAUUUGGAUAAUAGCAGCUUGUGCCAUCGGGUACAGUUGCAAGGGGAUGAGUCUAGAUUCAGUAAGUUCCUGGGAAACUGAGAUUGGGUUGAGCCAAGAUGAAGUAAAUUCCCUCCUUUUACAGUUGAGCCAUGAUUGCACAAAAUUGGGUGGUCGAAUAUAGAACUGACAGAUGAUAUGUAUUGUUGGAAUAAGGAUGUUUUCUCAUGAAACAUAAGCUAUUGUGUGUUAUGAAUGUUUGCACAAAUGUUAAUUUCUGUCAUCACUGUGAUUCUCAUUAUCAGAGUAAGACAGUGUCUCACUCUGUCCUCUCUUCCUUUCCUCCCUCUCUCCUCCCCCUUCCCCCUCCUGUCCUCCCCUCCUUCUCCCUCUCUCUUCUCCUCCUUCCUCCUCAUGUCCUCCCCUCCUUCCCCCUCCUGCCCUCUACUCCUUUCCCCUCUCUCCUCUCCUCCUUCCUCCUCCUGUCCUCUCCUCCUUCCCCCUCCUGCCCUCUCCUCCUUCCCCCUCUCUCCUCUCCUCCUUCCCCCUCCUGUCCUCUCCUCCUUCCCCCUCUCUCCUCCUUCCCCCUCUCUCCUCUCCUCCUUCCUCCUCAUGUCCUCCCCUCCUUCCCCCUCCUGCCCUCUCGUCCUUCCCCCUCUCUCCUGUCCUCCUCCCUCCUCCUUUCCUCUUCUCCUUCCCCCUCUCUUCUCUCCUCCUUCCCCCUCCUUCCCCUUCGCUCCUCUCCUCCUUCCCCUCCUGUCCUCUCCGCCUGUCCUUCUCUCCUUCCCCUUCGCUCCUCUUCUCCUUCUCUCCUCUCUUCCUUCCCCCACCUGUCCUCCCUCCUUCCCCUCUCUCCUCUCCUCCUUCCCCCUCCUGUCCUUCCCUCCUUCCCCCUCUCUCCUCUCCUCCUUCCUCCUCAUUUCCUCCCCUCCUUCCCCCUCCUGCCCUCUCCUCCUUCCCCCUCUCUCCUCUCCUCUCCUCCUUCCUCCACCUGUCCUCCCUCCUUCUCCCUCCUGUCCUCCCUCUCUCAGAUUGUGUUGUGCUCUGUAGCUGACUCUCUCCUCUCCUAUUUCCGCCUCCUGUCCUCCCUCUCUCAGAUUGUGUUGUGCUCUGUAGCUGACUCUCUCCUCUCCUCCUUCCGCCUCCUGUCCUCCCUCUCUCAGAUUGUGUUGUACUCUGUAGCUGACUCUCUCCUCUCCUCCUUUUGCCUCCUGUCCUCCCUCUCUCAGAUUGUGUUAUGCUCUGUAGCUGACUCUCUCCUCUCCUCCUUCCGCCUCCUGUCCUCCCUCUCUCAGAUUGUGUUGUGCUCUGUAGCUGACUCUCUCCUCUCCUCCUUCUCCCUCUCUCCUCUCCUCCUUCCCCCUCUCUCCUCUCCUCAUUCUGCCUCCUGUCCUCCCUCUCUCAGAUUGUGUUGUGCUCUGUAGCUGACUCUCCCCAGUGUGUAAUGCUGUAUUAUUAUUAUUGUCAGAACACACGCCACCUAUACUUGUUACAGUAAUGGGCCAGGUUCAAUUACUUAAUGUCCGAUGUGUGUGUGUGUACUCAUUUCCCACUGAAUUAUCAUAUCUGUCCGAUGCAAUGUGCAAGAGAGUUACUUCCCUCGCUGUCUCACCUCUUCCCUCGUUCUCUCUCUCCCUGGACAUCUGUAGUAUAGACAUUGAUUGAAAUUAGGGUAAUAACCAGCCCACCUACACACUGAAGCACCACCUUCCUUCCCUCACUCCUGCUCUCUCAGCCCCCUCCUUUCUUUCUACACUUUUUCUAUCUCCUCCCCUCUUCUCUGUCCAUCUCUGAACGACAGAUUCCUCAUGUUAUGUUCUCUCUGUCAAUCUCUCUCCAUCCCUCUGUUCCUCUGUUCCUCAACAGGUCCUGGUGGGGUGGGAUUUGGACACGCACCGCACCGCACCGCACACACACACACACACACACACACACACACACACACACACACACACACACACACACACACACACACACACACACACACACACACACACACACACACACACACACACACACACACACACACACACACACACACACACACACACACACACACAGCCAGCCAGCCAGCCAGCCAGCCAGCAAAAUAUACCUCCAGCUGAGUGUUAACUGCCAUCCUGAGUGAUCCCCUUCCAUGGCCUUGCGUCACUCUGUGGGACACAGGCUUUUCACAGUGGGGUAGUCCAGGGUAUUCCCAGGUGAACCCCAGGACAUCCCCAGGAGAGGCCCAGGACAUCCCCAGGAGAACCGCAGGACAUCCCCAGGAAAGGCCCAGGACAUCCCCAGAAGAACCCCAGGACAUCCCCAGAAAAACCCCAGGAGAGGCCCAUGACAUCCCCACGAGAGGGCCAGAAGAACCCCAGGACAUCCCCAGAAGAACCCCAGGACAUCCCCAGGAGAGGGCCAGGAUAACCCCAGGACAUCCCCAGAAGAACCCCAGGACAUCCCCAGAAGAACCCCAGGACAUCCCCAGAAGAACCCCAGGACAUCCCCAAGAGAGGGCCAGGAUAACCCCGGGACAUCCCCAUAAGAACCCCAGAAAAGGCCCAGGACAUCCCCAGGAAAGGCCCAGGAGUGUGUAAAGCCUAUCAGAGAGCUGUGAAAUCCUGUGGAGUGGAGUGGAGUCCUCUCUUUCCCUUCAGGACCUGGCUGUAGAGAUGUGACGCAAACAGAGUGCUGUCCAUCCCCUCCCUCCUUCAUUCCCUUGUUCUCUCUCUCCUCUGUCCUUUCUUGUUGUCUCUCUCUCCUCUGUCCUUUCUUGUUGUCUCUCUCUCCUCUGUCCUUUCUUCUUGUUAUCUCUCUCCUCUGUCCCUCUCUCUUUGUCUCUGUGUGUUUCUCCAUUCCCCACUCAGAGGAGAGCGUUGUCCUCCAAUAACCACUCACAGCUUUGUUCCUGUGCAAUAAAGGUUGUAGGUUCAGUUCAA
Molecule: messenger RNA, 4554 nt
Organism: Oncorhynchus keta (chum salmon)
Lineage: Eukaryota; Metazoa; Chordata; Actinopteri; Salmoniformes; Salmonidae
Exons: 3
Coding region: 1-1035 (344 amino acids)
Source: RefSeq, a predicted model, not a curated record